AUGUCGGACGUCCAGAACACACCCGCUCCUGUCACCGAGGCCGGCGAGGCCACCGCUCCCGCGGCCGCCAUUAACGCAGACACCACCGCUCCAGUUGCCAGCGAGACCAAGCCGGAGGCUACUACAGAGACCUCAGCACCUCCCACCACCACCGAGGAGGCCACUCCCGCCGCAGCUGCUCCCACGGCCGAGGAGACGAAGGAGGAGAAGACCGUGGAGCCCAUUAUUGAGGGCCAGCUCGCCUACAAGGGACCAGGUCUCGUCAAGUAAGUGAGACGAUUUCUGAUCUGUCGUGUUUUGCCGCAGAGCAGCACCAGCAUGACAUGGACACUGGGGCUGAUUAUCCUGCAUAGAUCCCUCAUUCCCAGCAAGAAGGAGUUCUGGUUGAACGACGACGCCGUUUCCCCCUCGAACCUUGGCCUCUACCUCCGCGGCGAGAAGCCAGAGAUUGCCAACUCUGUCGUCGCCUGGGCGUCUCAGACCGGCAAGGGUCUCCUCUUCUUCAACAAGAAGGGCGAGACAGAACGCAGCCACCCAGCCGAUGUCCUUGCUCUCUACGAUGCCACUGACCUCAAGAAGCAAUCUCCUCACGAGUUUUCCCUCAAGAUCAACGGCCACAACCACACUUUCAAGGCCGCCAACGACGCCGAGCGUGAUGGCUGGUACCAGUCGAUCGAGAAGGCCGUAGAGCUUGGCAAGGCCUCGAAAGAGGAGGUCCACAACAGCGAGGGCUACAAGGCCGAGCUCGAGAAGCUGAGUAAGUCGGAGCCUACCUGUCCUGGAGAACUCCCUACUGAUUCCGUUUCAGGCAAGCCAUCUACUGUCGCCGGCGCCGCUCUGCGCAGCCAGUCCAAGCCAAAGAAGAGCACUGACGCUGCCGACAAGACCGUCGAGCGCACCGGCUCUGUUGAGGAUGAGGACGUUGAGAAGAAGCAAAAGAGCCGGUCUACCUCCCGUGGUAUGCUCAACCGCCUGAAGGGCAAGAAGGAGGAGGUAGCCGAGAAGAAGGAGGAGAAGAAGGAAGAAAAGGAGGCGGAGAAGGAGGAGAAGAAGGCCGAGGAGACCGGCCCCGUGUCUGACUCUACUGAGGCCGCACCAGUCCUCGCUGGUGCAGCUGCUCUCGAGACACCUGCCGCUGCCGAGGCUGCCGCUGCCGAGCCAGCUGUCGAGACUCCCGCUGUGGAGGAGAAGGCCGAGAAGAGCAAGCCGGCCAAGCGUGGCAGCAUCUUCGGCCGUGUUUCUUCUGGCUGGAGUGGCCUGAAGAGCCCAGCCAAGGAGAAGGAGGCAAAGGAUGCCGAGCUCAAGGCUGAGCCGAAGGACGCCGCUGUGUCGGAGAACCCACCAGUCCUCCCAGAGACCGCCACCGCAGAGCCUGCUCUCGAGACCCCUGCCGUUCCCGCUGUCGAGGAGCCCACCGAGGCCAAGCCUGAGGCACCAAAGGACGAGACCGCGACCCCAACCAAGGAAAAGAGCAACUUCCUCUCCGGCCUUGGAUUCAUGAAGCGCAACCGCAGCGUCAGCCCAUCUACCCCGAUGAAGCAGGAGCCAGCCAAGAAGGAGACCGACGAGACUCCAGCUGAGGCCGUCAAGACUGAGGAGCCCGCCAUCGAGGGUGCUGCCGUCGAGACUGAGGCUGACAAGCCGGUCGAGAAGGCUGAGGAGCCAGCCAAGGCUGAGACCCCAAACAAGCGCCAGAGUGUCCUCGGUAGUCUCGGACGCCGUGCAAGCAAGGCUCUCAACCGCAUGCAGGCCCCCAAGAAGAGCGAGCCUACUGCUGCUGCCAGCACUGAGGCCAAGAAGGAGGAGACUACCGAGGGUGCCAAGGCUGCUGAGGAGACCCCCGUCGUCAACGGCGAGACCAAGCAGACGGAGGAGGUAUGUGCCGAGCCCAUACCACACAUUUGGCUACACGCUGAUCAUUCACAGGAGGCCCAGAAGAGCAUCGGCGACGUCGUGCCCGAUGCCGUCAACGUUGGCCAGCCUCAGGCUCAGCAGAGCGCCCCAACGGUGACUGCCUCCGCUUAA
Messenger RNA from Lecanosticta acicola, 2025 nucleotides. NCBI's taxonomy places the organism in Eukaryota, Fungi, Ascomycota, Dothideomycetes, Mycosphaerellales, Mycosphaerellaceae. The record is from the annotation of a GenBank genome assembly.